AUGGUGGCUAAUGCAUUGUCGAGGAGAGAGGAAGAAAGUGAGUUGGUGGAAGAAUCCUUAGCGAUGAUAUCUUUUCCUAACAGUGAUUGGGUCAUGGAAUUGAAGGAAAGUCAUGAACACUCCCCUGAGGUACAGGAAAUGUUUAAAAAACUGCAAGAGGACAGUUCAACCUUAAAAGGCUAUCAAAUACAGGAGGGGUUACUACUAAAGAAGAGAAGAAUUGUAGUUGUGCCCAACUCUUCCUUCAAGAGUAAGGGCAUGAAAAAAGACAUCAAGAGACUGGUUCGGGAGUGUGACACCUAUCAAAAGGUGAAGUACAAGACAACCCCACCUGCAUGGCUGCUACAACCCUUGCUAGUGCCCCAACAGGCUUGGAUAGAUAUCUCUAUGGACUUCAUAGAGGGUCUGCUUGUAUCCCAAGGCCAGAAUGGAAUUGACCUCCACCACAAUUUUGCUUACCACCCACAGACUGAUGGACAAACAGAGGCCCUAAACAAGUACGUGGAAGGGUACCUAAGGUGUUAUGCAGAGGUUAAGCUGUAG
Messenger RNA from Juglans regia (Persian walnut), 543 nucleotides. RefSeq lists its product as uncharacterized. Gene Ontology annotation, molecular function: nucleic acid binding. The transcript is spliced from 2 exons. Bases 1 to 543 code for a protein of 180 amino acids. The record is from RefSeq and is a predicted model, not a curated record. NCBI's taxonomy places the organism in Eukaryota, Viridiplantae, Streptophyta, Magnoliopsida, Fagales, Juglandaceae.